AUGCCACUGUCACGUUCCCUGUCCAUGACAUCUCUGAGCGGGGUGCUACCGGACUGGGAGGAAGCAGAGCUGCCUGUGGAGGACCUGCUGCUCUUUGAGGUGGCUUGGGAGGUCACAAACAAAGUUGGAGGAAUCUACACAGUGAUCCAGACCAAAGCCAAGAUCACAGUGGAUGAAUGGGGGGAUAACUACUAUAUGAUGGGGCCCUACUUCGAACAUAACUAUAAGACCCAGGUGGAGGGCUGUGAGCCGCCAAACCCCGCCAUCAGGAAGGCUAUGGAUGCUCUCAUUCACAACGGCUGCCAGGUCCAUUUUGGCCGGUGGCUGAUUGAGGGCAGCCCAUUUGUGAUCCUAUUUGACAUUGGCUCUGCAGCCUGGAACCUGGACCGCUGGAAGGGGGACCUGUGGGAGACCUGCAAGAUAGGCUUGCCCUACCAUGACCGGGAGGCCAACGACUCGCUCAUCCUGGGCUCCCUGGUCGCCUGGUUCUUCAAAGAGUUAACAGACCAGCUGGGAGACCAGCCCAAUGUCAUUGGUCAUUUCCAUGAGUGGCAGGCAGGUCCAGGGGUUAUUCUCUCUCGCUCCCGCAAGAUUCCCAUGGCAACGAUCUUCACUACACACGCCACCCUGCUGGGACGAUAUCUCUGUGCUGGUAAUGCAGACUUUUACAACAACCUGGACAAGUUCAACGUUGACAAGGAGGCCGGUGAGAGGCAGAUUUACCAUCGUUACUGCCUGGAGAAAGCAGCGGUCCACUGUGCUCACGUCUUCACCACAGUAUCCCAGAUCACCGCUGUAGAAGCCAGCCACAUGCUGCACAGAAAGCCAGAUGUGGUGACCCCGAACGGGCUGAAUGUGAAGAAGUUCUCGGCCAUGCAUGAGUUUCAAAACCUGCACUCCACCAGCAAGGCCCGCAUCCAGGAGUUUGUCAGAGGGCACUUCUAUGGUCAUCUGGACUUCAACCUAGAGAAAACCCUCUUCUUCUUCAUCGCUGGACGCUAUGAGUUUUCCAACAAGGGAGCUGAUAUUUUCCUUGAAUCACUGUCCAGACUCAACUAUCUACUGCAGCUCCACAGAAAUGAUAUGACAGUGGUAGUUUUCUUCAUCAUGCCAGCUAAAACCAACAACUUCAAUGUGGAGUCACUAAAGGGACAGGCAGUGCGCAAACAGCUCUGGGAUACAGCUCACACUGUGAAGGAGAAGUUUGGUAAAAAGCUGUAUGAUGCUCUGUUAAAAGGACAGAUCCCUGAUAUGAACUCCAUUCUGGAUCGAGACGACUUCACCAUUAUGAAGAGAGCAAUCUACGCCACUCAGAGACACAGCCUCCCUCCGGUGACGACUCACAACAUGCUGGAUGACUCAACAGAUCCCAUCCUUUCCAACGUCAGACGCAUCGGCCUGUUCAACUCCAGGAAUGAUCGCGUCAAGAUUAUUUUCCACCCUGAGUUCCUGUCCUCCACCAGUCCUCUGCUGCCAAUGGACUAUGAGGACUUUGUUCGUGGCUGCAACCUUGGAGUUUUCCCCUCCUACUAUGAACCAUGGGGAUACACACCUGGUGAAUGUACUGUAAUGGGAAUUCCCAGUGUGACCACCAACCUGUCAGGUUUUGGCUGCUUCAUAGAGGAGCAUGUGUCUGAUCCUGCUGCCUAUGGUGUUUACAUCGUGGACCGUCGGUUCCGUGCGCCUGAAGAGUCCUGUAACCAGCUGACCCAGUUCAUGUUCAGUUUCUGCCAGCAAUCUCUGCGCCAGCGCAUCAUCCAGCGGAACCGAACUGAGAGGCUGUCUGACCUGCUGGACUGGAGAUACCUAGGACGGUUCUAUAUACACGCCCGCCAUCUCGCACUUAACAGAGCUUUCCCGGACAAGUUCCAGAUGGACCCCAUGGCCCCUUUGAAGACAGAGGGUUUCCGUUACCCCCGGCCCUACUCAGUGCCCCCCUCUCCCUCUGCCUCCCUCCACUCCACCCCCCACCACAGUGAUGUAGAGGACGAUGAUGAUGAUGAUGAUGAUGAGCCCUACGAUGAAGACGAAGAGGCCGAGAGGGACCGACUGAACAUCAAGGCUCCCUUUUUUGACCUUUGA
Cottoperca gobio is the source of this 2082-nucleotide messenger RNA. It is a transcript of the gene gys2, whose product is annotated as glycogen synthase 2. The record is from RefSeq and is a predicted model, not a curated record. Bases 1 to 2082 code for a protein of 693 amino acids. Gene Ontology annotation, cellular component: cytoplasm. Lineage: Eukaryota; Metazoa; Chordata; Actinopteri; Perciformes; Bovichtidae. The transcript is spliced from 16 exons. Gene Ontology annotation, biological process: glycogen biosynthetic process. Gene Ontology annotation, molecular function: alpha-1,4-glucan glucosyltransferase (UDP-glucose donor) activity.